UCCGCACCAUGAAAAGCAUAAACCAGCCACGCGCCCGCCACACUGCGCCCACGCGCAGUUUUCCCGCACUCGGCAGCAGCCCAACAGAGCCCUGCCACAACCGGAUCACCCAGAAGGCGCGCCGUGGUCUGGAGAUCUCCGAAGCCAAGUGGGCUCGAGUGUCGUUCGUUCUUAGGCCAGCGACUGCCUGCGGAUAGCACGUGUUGUAAGAUUUGGCUACGAGGCGGCAAGAUAUUUCAGGAGAGACAUAGAUUAUUGAGUGUAUAUGUGCGGAUUUCCGUGUUACCCUCCUCAUAUUUGCGUCGGGGUUCUUCGGUUGUCCUCAGAUUUCCUCGCACGCGAAGCGGACCUCUUUUUAAUGGAAUUAGCCAACAACUUAAUGCAGUAGGACCCUGCUGAAAGGAGUCUUGAGAACCAGUGAGGCUUUUCCGGACAGCUAACCAGAUUAAACGUAAGAUUAUAGUUAUCAUCAUAAUCAGCAGCAGCAGAAGCAGCGCUCCUCUGCCGACGCCCUCUGCCCGCGCCUGUACCCAUUGGCUGGGUGAGAGGGGACUCCAAUGCGCGCCUGCACCACUCGCUGCGCCGCGCGUGCGCGGGAGUGAGUGGCCACUCUGGGAUGGAGACCGUGUCCCUACCGCCUCUGCUCACGGAGAACGCGACCUUCUCGGCCGCUCCGCGCUCGGCGCUCAUCUUCGUGGGCACGGGCGCGCUCAGCCUGCUCACGGUGCUGGGAAACGCGCUCGUCAUCAUCUCCAUCUGCGUCAACCGCCGGCUGCAGACGGUCAACAGCUACUUCAUCUUCAGCCUGGCGUGCGCAGAUCUCAUCAUCGGCGCCUUCUCCAUGAACGUGUACGCGGUGUACGUGUGGCGGGGCGCGUGGCCGCUGGGCGCUGCGCUGUGCGACCUGUGGCUCUCGAUCGACUACGUGGCGAGCAACGCGUCCGUCAUGAACCUGCUCAUCAUCAGCUGCGACCGCUUCCUGUGCGUGUCGCGGCCGCACACCUACCCGGCUCGCCGCACGGCCCGCGCCGCCGCAAUCGCGAUCGCGGCCGCCUGGCUGCUAUCCCUGCUGCUGUGGGCCCCGGCCAUCGUGCUCUGGCAGUUCGUCGAGGGCGUGCGCACCGUGCCCGAAGACGCCUGCUACAUCCAAUUCUUCUCCAACCCCGCGGCCACUUUGGGCACAGCCAUCGCCGCCUUCUACCUGCCCGUAGCCGUCAUGUGCAUCCUCUAUCUCUACAUCGUGCGCGCCAGCAGGUGCCGUGUGCAGCCGGGCGAGCGGCCUCAGCAGCGGCCGCAGGGCCCAGUGAGACUCAUGGCCUCGGCCAAGGUGCUGUUCCAAUGGCCUGGAGGUGGCCGCUCUCGCAGCGCUGAGAGCGCCGCGAGUGAACGGGACGCGGAGGGAGCAGCGCCGAGCGCGCGGCUGGAGCUACGAGCGGCUGGGCACGACGGCGCCGCACAGAUGGAUUGCAGAUCUCGUCAGGGAAGUUCCCUCCGCGAACUCAGCCCAGGUUCCGGAGACGAAGACGUCGACGGCGGGAGCAGCCCGGGAGCGGCGCCUCGCGUCCCCCCCGCGCGGUGCCGCCGCGCGCGCCGCCGUCGUUUGUCGAGCGAGAUCGGAGAGGCGAGCGGAGAGGCGGCGAGUGGCGGCCCGCGGCUCCGAGUGGGUGGGGGAGGCGGUGCAGGCGCCGCGCGGCGGAGCGGGAGCUUUGGCGGCGCCCGGGCGCGGCGCGAGAGGAAGCUGACCCGCACCGUGGCCGCCGUGCUGCUCGCGUUCAUCGUCACGUGGACGCCCUACAACGUGAUGGUGCUGCUCGCCGUGUUCUGCACGGACUGCGUGCCCCACGCCGCCUGGGAGCUGGGCUACUGGCUCUGCUACGUCAACAGCGCCGUGAACCCCGCGUGCUACGCGCUCUGCAUCCGCGAGUUCAAGCGCACGUUCCUGCAGCUGAUGCGCUGCCGCUGCGGGAGCCGAGCGCAAGCCCGGCGCCUCGCGACCGGGAUAGCGCGGGGCAGGUGA
This is a messenger RNA of Lethenteron reissneri (Far Eastern brook lamprey), 2017 nucleotides long. RefSeq names its product muscarinic acetylcholine receptor M4-like. Gene Ontology annotation, biological process: G protein-coupled receptor signaling pathway, coupled to cyclic nucleotide second messenger; adenylate cyclase-inhibiting G protein-coupled acetylcholine receptor signaling pathway; chemical synaptic transmission. Gene Ontology annotation, molecular function: G protein-coupled acetylcholine receptor activity; G protein-coupled serotonin receptor activity. Lineage: Eukaryota; Metazoa; Chordata; Hyperoartia; Petromyzontiformes; Petromyzontidae. The record is from RefSeq and is a predicted model, not a curated record. Gene Ontology annotation, cellular component: dendrite; plasma membrane; synapse.